UGCAGGUACGGGGAGGUCGUCAACAUCAACCUGGUGAGGGACAAGAAGACCGGAAAGUCCAAAGGCUUCUGCUUCCUGUGCUACGAGGACCAGAGGAGCACCAUCCUCGCUGUUGAUAACUUCAAUGGGAUCAAGAUCAAAGGAAGGACGAUUCGAGUGGACCACGUGGCCAACUAUCGGCCUCCCCAGGACUCUGAUGACUUGGAUGAUGUUACAAAAACCCUCCAUGCAAAGGGUUGUGGAGUUAAAACGCCGCCUCAUACGUCAUCCGAUUCCCUGUCAGAAGAUGAUGAUGUGCCUGUAAAAAAGCCAAAAGGUGAGAGGAGCAGAGAGGAGCGGCGGCCGGCGAGCUCCCAGCCUGGGAAGAGAGCGGUGUCCGCGGAGGAGGCACAUCCCAGGAUCAAGAUUAAGAAGGAGAAGGAGGACCCGGCCUACGACCACUACGCCAGCGGGAGCCAGCAGCCCGGGAGGGGCUCCGAGAGGAAGCCUUCGAGCAGGACGCAGCGGGAGGAGGAGGAGCGGAGGUACCAGAGGCCUCCGGAGAGGAGAGGGGAGAGGAGCUGCCAGGACCAGUGGGGCCAGG
Molecule: messenger RNA, 583 nt
Organism: Nestor notabilis (Kea)
Lineage: Eukaryota; Metazoa; Chordata; Aves; Psittaciformes; Psittacidae
Gene: RBMX2
Product: RNA binding motif protein, X-linked 2
Exons: 3
Biological process (GO): mRNA splicing, via spliceosome
Cellular component (GO): precatalytic spliceosome; U2 snRNP; catalytic step 2 spliceosome
Molecular function (GO): RNA binding
Source: RefSeq, a predicted model, not a curated record